AUGUCUGAUACCUCAGAACCAAAAAUACAAAGUGUGGAUAGUUUACCACAAACACAAAUCAAAAAAUCGUCCUCGAUAUCGUUCGAAGGCGAUAACGCAACAUCCAGCACAAAAAAGGCGCCAUCCAGACAAGCACAGCAAAAGAAGGUUGACGAAAGUUCCCCUUCGGUCAUCGCUAUGUCUAAUUUGAGAUGUCCCUCUCCUCCUCCUAUUUUACAACAUACUACCGCGCAGGGUAGUAUUCCAAAUUCAUCAUCUUCGGCAACAAGAGAGACUGCAGUGUCUCCUGGUCCGAUUUCCAAACCCGCGUUCCAGCUAGACUCUCCCACUGCGGCUUCGAACUCUGGUUCCACUACUGCAUUGGGUAGCAGUUCCCCUAAUAGCGAGACUGUUCCUGCUGGUGGUGCCUUACUGAAAAGUAAGGAACCACCGGUUUCACAACUCACGGAGUCUCUUAAGAAUUCUCUUGCAAAAUCCAAUGGAGUUGGCUCGGCGGUCUCUCCUGCUAACGGUAGUGACGGACUUUUGGAUAUGCCUGCUCCUCAGCACCAGAGGACAACGUCAAUGCACGCUCACUUUUGCGUGGAGGACAUACUGAAACAUCCAAACGUCAGAUCAAGAUCCGGGUCGGCGUCUACUAACGAUAUGGAAGCGCCGCAUGCCAUCCCUCCUCUUCCCCAAAUUAAGCCUAAUGAAAUUCCAAAGCCUGCUACAACACUUCCAAGCGCUCCAAGCGAUGUGAACCUUAGAUUACCUCAAGAUGAUGGCAAAUUACACAUUCUCUUCGGCGCAUGUGGCUCAGUUUCGAUCAAAAAAACGAGACUGAUAAUUAAUAAACUGGAGCAAAUUUAUAAAGACAAGGUUUCAAUUCAAUUGAUACUUACGAGAGCAGCUGAACAUUUUGUUUCUAGAGGAGAAUUUCCAAGCAAUGUGCAAAUAUGGAGAGACAAGGAUGAGUGGGCUGUUUGGAAUAAUCGUGCAGAUCCAGUGUUGCACAUUGAAUUAAGAAGAUGGGCGGAUGUUUUGGUUAUUGCUCCAUUAAGUGCCAAUACACUAUCUAAAAUUGCCAUGGGUUUAUGCGACAAUCUCCUCACAAACGUUGUUAGGGCUUGGAAUACACAGUAUCCAAUAAUUUUGGCCCCUGCAAUGGUCUCGUUUGCCUACACUUCUGCUGUGACCAAAAGACACGCAAAAACUAUUAAAGAGGAUAUGAAGUGGAUUGAAAUUUUGAAACCUACGGAAAAAGUGGUUAGCAGUUAUGGUGAGAUUGGAAUGGGAGGAAUGAUGGAUUGGAACGAAAUCGUUGAUAAAAUUGUACAAAAGCUAGGUGGUUAUCCGGAAGAUGAAGACGAGGAUGAUGAUGACACAAAUGAUAAGAACGAUGGCGAUGUGGAGGAGGAUGACGAUGUGGAUGAUGAUGACGACGAAGAUGAUGAUGUUGAUGAUGAUGAUGAAAACGACGCCGAAGUUUCGGGGGAUCCGGCGGACCCUCCGAUCAUUAGUGGGGUCAGGAAACUUACGGUAGCAGAAGAAGAUGAGCUUUCAGAAGCUCUGCAGAAGACCGAAAAAUCAACUCAAUAA
Messenger RNA from Ogataea philodendri, 1581 nucleotides. RefSeq lists its product as uncharacterized. Gene Ontology annotation, biological process: coenzyme A biosynthetic process. The coding region runs from base 1 to 1581 and encodes 526 amino acids. Lineage: Eukaryota; Fungi; Ascomycota; Pichiomycetes; Pichiales; Pichiaceae. Gene Ontology annotation, molecular function: phosphopantothenoylcysteine decarboxylase activity; FMN binding. Gene Ontology annotation, cellular component: phosphopantothenoylcysteine decarboxylase complex. The transcript has a single exon. The record is from RefSeq and is a predicted model, not a curated record.